Messenger RNA from Heterocephalus glaber (naked mole-rat), 4962 nucleotides. RefSeq names its product calcitonin receptor like receptor (gene Calcrl). The record is from RefSeq and is a predicted model, not a curated record. Lineage: Eukaryota; Metazoa; Chordata; Mammalia; Rodentia; Bathyergidae. Gene Ontology annotation, biological process: angiogenesis; cell surface receptor signaling pathway; adenylate cyclase-activating G protein-coupled receptor signaling pathway. Gene Ontology annotation, molecular function: calcitonin receptor activity; calcitonin gene-related peptide receptor activity; adrenomedullin receptor activity. Gene Ontology annotation, cellular component: plasma membrane.
AGCCAGCCAGCUCUUGCUGCUAACAAAGUGUUCAUGCAGCACAUGAGCUCUGUCUGUUCAGGCUGCCUCUUGCUCUGGUCUCAGAAUAAGAAAGGAAUUGCUCCUCUCCUGGGGUAUGCUAUUUGAGAAAGAAAGUAACCUAACACUAACUGCAGGCGGGGUCGGAGUGAUGUAACAGGAAGCUCUGAUUUUUCCCUUCUCUGCUGAUCAUUUACAAUCUGACAACACUUCCAAUCCACUCAGAACAACUCCUCUCACCAGCAGUGUCACCUCCUGCCUUAGGACCGUCAAGCUCUGCCUCCUGGAGCUGCCCCUGCCUGCAGGAUCCCAUUGUAAGCUUUCACUCCUCCCCACCUUGCCUGGCUCUACAUCUCUGCUGGAGAAUCACAGAAAAUCAAAUUCCAUCCUGAGACUAUCUCACCAAGAAUUUCCUUACGAGCUGUGCUAGGACCCUACGAUGAUACAUCAACCACUUUUGCUGCCACCUGUCAAAAUUUUGGAUGACCCUACUUUCAGGUCAUGACCCCUGACUUUAAGAAAUUCUUCAGAACAAUGUCAAAUAUGAUCCAAGAGAAAAUGUGAUUUGAGUCUGGAGACAAUCGUGCAUAUCACCUAAUCAUAAAAACCCAAGAUAGCUAAUAGAAGGGAAAACCAUAUCCAGAAGAUUGUGCCAACGAACAAGGAAACUGCUCCUAGUUUGACUUAUAGAUAUUUUAUUUGGGCUCUAAUGAUGGAGAAAAAGUGUGUCCUGUAUUUUUUGUUUCUCUUGCCUUUUUUAAUGAUCCUUGUCUCAGCCGAACCAGAAGAACACCCUAACGACACGAUGCUCUUGGGGGUGACUAGAAAUAAAAUCAUGACUGCUCAGUACGAGUGUUAUCAGAAAAUUAUGCAAGACCCCAUUCAUCAAACAGAAGGCAUCUUCUGCAACAGGACGUGGGACGGGUGGCUGUGCUGGAGUGACGUCGCUGCAGGGACCGAGUCCAUGCAGCACUGCCCUGAUUACUUUCAAGACUUUGACCCUUCAGAGAAAGUUACAAAGAUCUGUGACCAGGACGGCAACUGGUUUAGACACCCCGAAAGCAACAGAACGUGGACAAACUAUACCCAAUGUAAUGUUAACACGCCCGACAAAGUGAAGACUGCACUGAAUUUGUUUUACCUGACUAUAAUUGGACACGGAUUAUCUAUUGCAUCGCUGGUUAUCUCACUCGGCAUAUUCUUUUACUUCAAGAGCCUCAGUUGCCAAAGGAUUACGUUGCACAAAAAUCUGUUUUUCUCUUUUGUCUGUAACUCCACUGUGACGAUCAUUCACCUCACCGCAGUUGCCAACAACCAGGCCCUGGUGGCCACCAACCCUGUGAGCUGCAAAGUGUCCCAGUUCAUCCAUCUGUACCUCAUGGGCUGUAACUACUUCUGGAUGCUGUGUGAAGGCAUUUACCUGCACACGCUCAUCGUAGUGGCUGUGUUUGCUGAGAAGCAACACUUGAUGUGGUAUUAUUUUCUCGGCUGGGGAUUUCCACUCAUUCCUGCCUGUAUACAUGCUAUUGCCAGAAGCUUAUAUUACAAUGACAAUUGCUGGAUUAGCUCUGAUACCCAUCUCCUCUACAUUAUCCAUGGUCCAAUUUGUGCUGCCUUACUGGUGAAUCUGUUUUUCCUGUUGAAUAUUGUGCGUGUUCUCAUCACUAAGUUAAAAGUCACACACCAGGCCGAAUCCAAUCUCUACAUGAAAGCUGUGAGAGCUACCCUUAUCCUGGUCCCAUUGCUGGGCAUCGAAUUUGUGCUUCUCCCCUGGCGUCCUGAAGGACGGAUUGCUGAGGAGGUUUACGACUACAUCAUGCACAUCCUGAUGCACUUCCAGGGCCUUUUGGUCUCUACAAUUUUCUGCUUUUUUAAUGGAGAGGUUCAAGCAAUUCUGAGAAGAAACUGGAAUCAAUACAAAAUCCAGUUUGGAAACAGCUUUUCCCACUCAGACGCGCUGCGCAGUGCAUCUUACACGGUGUCGACAAUCAGUGACGUGCCGGGUUUUAGUCAUGACUGUCCCAGUGAGCAGCUAAAUGGGAAAAGCAUCCACGAUAUUGACAAUGUUGUCCUAAAGCCAGAAAAGUUAUACAAUUUAGUUGUAUGAAAAUAGGGUGAUCGUUGUCUAUUUUGUGCCACCCCUAACUCAAGGACUUGGACCCAUAAUUUACAGUCAGAAGACUUCAGUAUUAAAUGCAUUUCUUGAGCACCAUAAAGAAAGACCUCAAAUGAAAGGAGCAUUAUGUUAAUUGUUUAACAAUUAGCUGUAUGCUUGGGGGAGAUCCUGGCUUACGUAUGACAGUAAAUACUCCCCCUACGGUUUAUUUCAAAGUGCCAAUUUGACACAACUGGAUGUGAAACUGGGGAAAGAGAGAGCACAGUCAACUCUUGUAAGCUGAUGUGUGUCACCUCCAGCAUAUCGCUGCAUGAAUUAACCUAUGAAUACAACUAUAAAGGUUUGUACACACACACUGGGUGUGACCCUACUCUUGUUUCAUAAGGAGACCUAGCUUAGGCUUACAGACAUGGAAGGAAAUUUUACUUUCGGUUUGUGGGCUGUAAAAAUCAUUAUCCAAUUUUCAUUGGUGCAAUUGAAUUUCAUUUGCCCAGAAAGUACUCUACUCAUUUUUGUAAUACCUUCUCAAAUGCAUCAAAGAGUUAAUUAUUCUCGUUGGUUGACUCUCUUUUCUGUAAAAAAAAAAAAGCAACAGCGGAAUUGGAAUGAACUACAUCCUCAUUUCCUGAUAUAUCACAGUUACAUCCUGAGACAAAUCCACUUUUGCAACUUGGUGAAUGUAUGAUAUGCAGUCUUAUUUCUGUAUCAUUAGGUAGAUAUCUUGGUUGAUGCCACAAAACACCUAGUCAAUUACUUUCCUGUCUUACUACACAAGUGGGGGGUGGGGGGUCAGUUUCCCUGUGUCUGUAGAUAGAAACUUUGCCCCUUCCAUUUUUACUGUGUAGGCAAAUUAACAAUCAUUUUACAUGAAGGAAAUCAAUGAAGGAUUUUUUUAUUACCUUUGGCGUUUGUAAAAAUCAAAAGAUUUUUAUGAAAAUUAGCUUGUAAAUAUUCUAUUAUUUUUUUGUCUGAUGUCAAAUAUACAUAACCAAGGUAAUUUUUUAAAAAGGCAGAUACAUAAUGAAACAAGGUAUGCAUGUUAAUGUCUGAUACUGUAUCUGGGCUAAUUUUUAUAAUAAAAUAGAGUCUGGAAUUCUAUAUUGCAUAAAUAUUUUAAGGACAACCAGAUGCCAGCAUCAGAAGUUUGAGAACUAAAAAAAUAGUACAUUUAUGAUAAGAUAUAAAAUAUUUAUUUUAAAAAUUCAAAGCCAUUAUUUUAUUGACAUAACAGCUUUGAUGAUUCAUACCUUAACAGUAGGUAUGCAUGAUGCAUUUCUCCUGUUAUUUUGAAGAUGAACUCACAUUCUAAUUCAGAAAUUUUAAACCAACUACUGUAAUAACUUGUCAAUGGAUUUUAUUCCAUUAAAAUACUAUUUUAAUGACUCUUACUAUAUGAUGAUGUAUAGUAUUGAAAAGGUCCCAGAUUAUUAAAAAAAUAAAACCUAGGGGAACACUCUCUCUAUAUAAUAUGCAAGCUUUAAUAUUUUAAUAGGCUUCUGUAUAUAAUAACACAAACCAGUGAAAGACUUGAAUAUCUAUGAAUUGCAAAGAAUUGUCAGGUAUUUGCAAAAUAAUUACAUUGGGAGAUAACCUUGAUAAUAAAUUAAAUUGACCUUUAAAUGGGAUUCAGUUUUUCUAAUGUUAUUUUUCCACUGAAAUCUCUGAAAAACAAUAGUGACUUCAAACAAUAAGAGUCAAUUUUGGGAGAAGUAAUGUGGAUGUAUUUUGAAGUGUGUCAGACAGCCAAAAAUAGAUUAAAUUAGUGGCUUAGUCACCUAAAUCAUUUCUUGAACGGUUAAUAGAAAUUGUCAGGGAAAUUAUUUAAAUUAGAAUUGACAUAUUAAAUGCUGUGUUAAAUGUAUUUACAACUUAUAAUUUACCUACACAUGUAAAGGCAUUUAGUUUCAAAUGUAUGGGUCUCAUAAAAACCUAUCAUAGAAACACAAGCUGUUUUGAACUUUCAAGUGCCUAAAUUACACAAAAAUUUCUUUUAAUAAACUGAAUUUUAGUUAUUAUUCAAAGACCCAGACUCAUAUCCUUUGCUGAUAGUGUUUAUGUAAUUCAGCAGUGCCACAAUAGUUAAAAAAUGUCAGAUUAUCAGAGAGAGUGUUAAAAUGAUAUUGCAAUUUUCAAGUUACUUUUCAAUCUACUUUGGUCAGAUUAAGUGUAGAUGAGACUUCUUUUGUUGGGCUGUUACACAACUCUCAGAUAUGACAGCCAGUCUGUGAUCUAUCAGUAUUAGUUUUGCACCUAUAUGUUUUUAAGAGUAACAUUUUUAAAUAUUAGACUUCUAUAAAUUUGAAGUGCUAAGAUCUUUUCAUCACUCUUUAAAAAUAAUUAAACCUGAUACUUUUAAAAACUGAACUUCUUUGGUAUCCAAAAACUAAUUUGGGAAUUUCUGUCUUUUCAAAUGUUGAUCUGCCAUUUUUCUGCAAUUCCUUGUGAAAGCCACAUUUUAAUUUUCUAAAAAUUCUAUUUUGUUGACUUUUUGAAAGGUUAUUUUGUAGUGUGUUUAUUCAUAAAUAAACUAUUCUGGAAUUUAGUGUUUGUUCACAUAUAAUCCAAUGUACAUAGAAUUAAUGAUAACUGUAGUGCUGUAUUUAUUGCUUAUACAUUUUUGUGAAUUUAUUUGAAAUUUUUUCUGCUAAAAAAAACAUCUCUAAAACUAUUCAAGCUACUCGGAUUAAUUAAAACAAUUUGUGUUAUACUUACUUAAAAUAUGUCUGUGUUUGAUUUUAUGAAAACACUAAAGUUACAAGUUAAAGUUGACUUCACUCAUGUUUACUGGACUGUUGAAUAAUCUAAUUAAUAAAAUAAUUCCCAUAGCA